Molecule: messenger RNA, 4091 nt
Organism: Gopherus evgoodei (Goodes thornscrub tortoise)
Lineage: Eukaryota; Metazoa; Chordata; Testudines; Testudinidae
Product: TBC1 domain family member 7-like
Exons: 8
Coding region: 1116-1997 (293 amino acids)
Biological process (GO): activation of GTPase activity; negative regulation of TOR signaling
Molecular function (GO): GTPase activator activity
Source: RefSeq, a predicted model, not a curated record
AAAGAGCCGGGGCCGCGGGGGCUGGCGCGUGGGGAGUCUAGUCCCUGGUCCUGUCCCUCUGCGCCCUGCGGUCUCCUCCCCCGGUCCCUGCAGCUCCAGUGACCCCCCCAUCGCCACCCCCAGCCUCUGUAGCGCCCCGACCCUCCGGAGCCACCCCCAGCCCCUAUAGCACCCUACUGAGCUCUAGCCAUCACCCUUAGAGCACCCCACUGGUCUCUAGCCACCACCCAGCCCCUAUAGCAUCCCACUGAGCUCUAGCCAUCACCCUUAUAGCACCCCACUGGCCUGUGGCCACCACCCAGCCCCUAUAGCAUCCCACUGAGCUCUAACCCUCAGCCUUAUAGCACCCCACUGGCCUGUAGCCACCACCCAGACCCUAUAGCAUCCCACUGAGCUCUAACCCUCAGCCUUAUAGCACCCCACUGGCCUGUAGCCACCACCCAGCCCCUGUAACACCCCACUGGCCUGUAGCCACCACCCAGCCCCUGUAACACCCCACUGGCCUGUAGCCACCACCCUUAUAGCACCCCACUGGCCUCUAGCCGCCACGCAGCCCCUAUAGUACACCACUAUCCCCUAUGGUACCCCACCAUCUGCUCACCUGCCCUCUACAACACCCCGCUAUUCUACUACCAAUCCCACUCAGCCAUUUCCUCUCUCUCUAGCACCCACUCACUCCACUAUUCCCGUCAUCAUCAGCCACUCACCGACCCAUUAUCUUCCUCCCUGUCAACAUCUAGCUCCCAUAGCAGGCUACUGCUCCCUUCUGCCCUGUAUUGCACCCCCAUUAUUUCCCUCUGAGCAUCUGGAAUCUCUGGUGGGUGUCAAACACCCCUGGCCUCAAUGGAGGAGGAGGGUAGGGAGAGGAGAGUGGUGUGAAUUGGGGUGCCACAGAGGGGAACUUGUGUUAGUAAUUUUAAUUUCAUCCUCCCCCACUUUCCCAAAUACAUAUAUGCUAGAAGCUUUUCCUUUGUAAAUGUGGAUGUUUGCAGAAAACUUACAAAAUACCAGCUGUGUGUAUGGACCAACAUAGUUGAAUUGUCACUUGCUGCUUCUCCAGAGUGAGUGUAUGCUGUAGAACCUUGAUAAUCCACAUAGCUCCAUAAGAAUGAAACAUGGCUGAGGAUUCUCAGAGAAACUUCCGUUCUGUCUACUAUGAAAAAGUGGGAUUUCGUGGUGUUGAAGAAAAGAAAUCAUUGGAAAUCCUACUGAAGGAUGAUCGAUUGGAUAUUGAGAAGCUUUGCACAUUUAGUCAAAGGUUUCCUCUCCCAUCCAUGUAUCGUAUCCUGGUGUGGAAGGUGCUUUUAGGAAUUAUUCCUCCUCACCAUGAAUCUCAUACUCUGGUGAUGAAGUACCGAACGGAACAAUAUAGGGAUGUGUAUCAUGCCCUCCAAGUAAUUCGGUUUAUCAAGGAUUUUACCCCACAGGUUGAAGUUUUCCUUCGCAUGCAUCAACUGGAGUCAGGAAGGUUGCCUCGAAAUCUGGCUUUUCCUCUGGAACCAGAAGAUGAAGUGUUUCUUGCCAUAGCUAAAGCCAUGGAGGAAGUGGUGGAGGAUAAUAUUGACUGCUACUGGCUUGUCAGUAGUUUUGUGAAUCAGUUAAACAACAAAUACAAAGAUUCGUUACCACAGCUGCCAAAAGUUCUUGAACAGUAUUUGAACGUUGAAGAUAACAGACUUCUGGCGCAUCUGAAGGCAUGUUCUGCAGUGAGCAAACUUCCUUACAAUCUUUGGUUUAAGAAGUGUUUUGCAGGCUGUUUACCUGAAUCCAGUUUACAGAGGGUUUGGGACAAAGUUAUUAGUGGAUCCUGCAAGAUUCUUGUUUUUGUUGCUCUGGAGAUUUUGUUAACCUUUAAAAUGAAGAUAAUGGCCCUGACUAACGCAGAGAAGAUCACACAGUUUCUGGAAAAUAUUCCUCAAGAUAACACUGACGCAAUAGUGAGCAAAGCUAUUGAUUUGUGGCACAAACAUUGUGGGAUGCCGGUACAUUUGGUAUGAGAACGUGCUGCAGUCCUCAUGGUUUGGAAGACCAUACCUUCUGAUGGUCCUUCCCUAGAUUAGUAUUUGUAGAUGUUAAAUUGUUUCACAUUUUUUGCUGUAAAUAUCAUGCUGAUUAAUUUUUAAACUGUUGCAGUAAAAGUAAAGACUGAGUUGUGCUAUGAUGAGCAGUAAUUUUGAUAAUAUAGUUGCAAAAUGCAAAUAGGAUAGUGCAGUGGCUCUCAACCUUUCCAGGUUGCUGUACCCCUUUUUAGGAGUCUGAUUUGUCUUGCGUACCCCAAGUUUCACCUCACUUAACUACUUGCUUACAAAAUCAAACAUAAACAUACAAAAGUGUCACAGCGCAGUUACAAAAAAUAGUGAAAACUGCUUACUUUCUCCUUUUUACCAUGUAAUUGUAAAAUAAAUUGAUUGGAAUAUAAAUAUUGUACUUACAUUCCUUGUUUAGUAUAGAUAGUAAUAUGAACAAGUCAUUGUAUGAAUUAUUUUAGUUUGUAUUGACUUGUCUACUACUUUUUAUGUAGCCUAUUAUAAAACUAGGCAAAUAUGUAGAUGAGUUGAUAUACCCCAGGGGUAGGCAUCUCCUUAGCUGAGAACCACUGGGCUAGGAUCCUCUGAAUUGUAGCAUUAAAGUAAGUUGUUUAGCAGGAGAAGAUCUAAUACACAAUGCAAGACCAGAUUUGCAUGCCUCUUUAUGCCACACUAAACAAGUUACAUUUUGUGUCUAUAUAAGACAAUUAAAGGAAGCUGUCCUUUGGUGGUUUAUAUAUACACCCUAAUAAAAUGACAGCCUUUUAGUGCCAUGGGAUUAAAAACAUUAAAUCAAGUUUUAAGGGAAAAAAACUUGUUACCGCUUUGAAUUACAUAUUAGCAGAUACACUAUCACUUGUUUCAGACUAUUUUGAACACAGAAGGGAACAGCCUUUAAAAUGUUAAUGGUUAUUAGGUAAUACCUCAAUUUAUGGUUAAGAACAGUGGCAGCAGUGCAUUAGACUAUGGUAAAUAAGCAGCUUGCUAAAAACUGUAUAAAAUUGUGAAUUAUUGUGUCUUGUUCUGGAAUGCAGAAACAGGUGGAUUUUUUUUAAAUGGCAUUUAUAGAGAACUUAACAGAAGAAAGUGAUUUUGCUACCACUGCCAUCUGCAAGAUCCUCCCUUCUAAUUCAGGUUAGACACUGAGACAGAUCAGUAGCCAUGGUUGAAAUGCUUUACCAAAAUUUGUGUUUGGUGGCUUUAAUCUCAUCCAAGCCAAGACCUUUCCUUAUGGGUUCAAUACAGUAGAGUGAGGAGUACCUCAUCUCUCCUUCAAGCCAAUGGAAGUUGAAGAUUGCCUCUUGAGAACCAGACUCUCACUGUAUUGCAGGGUCAAGGUGUACAGGUUUGAGAAAGUAAUAAACAGCUCUCUCCUAUCACAUGAGGUGGGUUUUAAAAAAAUUGAGAGUAUUUAAAUAAUCCUGUUUAACAUAGAUUGUUUUUGCUGCCAAGUUUUAAUGAAAGUCUAUGUGUAAGCACCUGGAACCAGAGUGAGAAUGCUAAAUCAGCUUUUGAGAGUAGUGGCCUCUUUUUGCAGCUGUAGAGAAUAUUUUCUUCACUUCAGUUUAUUCAACUAGUUCAUCCAAACUGUUUGGAAGACGAAAACAAACUUUUCUGCUUUUUUAGUUCCCAAUCUAUUAGUAAACUAAAUGUGAAAAUAGCUCUGAAGGACAUGGUAACCAAAAACAAACAUUCAGUUCAAUCCUCUAACUGCAAAGUAAAAUAUUUCCUUUCUGUAGAGUGGAGUGAGGUUUUUUUUUGGGGGGGGGGGGAGCGGGAGCCUUGGUGGGGGCACUAAAACAAAUUGUGGUCAACUUCAAAUAGAUUCAGUCGAGAUACGGAAGAAAAUUUGAAAGGGGAUUUGUUUCAGCUGUUUCAAACAAAAAAGGGUCAGUUAUUUGCUCACUCUAUUCCUUUAAUCAAUUUCAGAUGCAAAACGUUUUGCUAAAACUACUUUAGCUGCUGGAUAUUUUUAUAUAUAAAGGUUUUAGAAAUAAUUUAAAAGUGCCAUUUUUGUUUAACUGUUUCCAUCCAAAUAGAGCUUGAUACAAGUCACAAAUAAGU